This is a messenger RNA of Suncus etruscus (white-toothed pygmy shrew), 12309 nucleotides long. RefSeq names its product mucin 5B, oligomeric mucus/gel-forming (gene MUC5B). The record is from RefSeq and is a predicted model, not a curated record. The coding region runs from base 1 to 12309 and encodes 4102 amino acids. The transcript is spliced from 52 exons. Gene Ontology annotation, cellular component: extracellular matrix. Gene Ontology annotation, molecular function: protein binding. NCBI's taxonomy places the organism in Eukaryota, Metazoa, Chordata, Mammalia, Eulipotyphla, Soricidae.
AUGACGGCUCUGAGGAGUUGGCGUGGGUCUCAGUUUCUUCUCACUUGGGCCUGGAGGCCUCCCGGUGCGUCCUUGUCCCCAACAAAGUGGGUCUUUGUCCUCAACAAGGGACACGUGCAUGACCAGGCCUCCCCAGUCGGGCAGCAGUGCCAAGGCCUGUUCCUGCACCAUCCCUGGUGGCCUGUCCUGGGCACACGUAGCAGCAGGGGUCAGCGCAAGGCCACUGGCGCGGGUCCCUGCCGGAACUUUCCGUGGGACAGCCCGAUUUCGUCACCCCUGGUGACCCCUGCCCCGUGGCCUCGGAGGCACACCCGAACUCCCUCUUCCGCAGAGACCCAGCAGGAAGCUCAGCAGAGCUGGGCAGGUGCACAGGUCCCCAUGGGCCCUCGGAGGAUGGACUACGCUCAGCAGCUGACCUUCGUCCCUCCCUCCCUUCUCUUCCCCACCAUCAGCCCCCCGAAUCCCGCGCACAAUGGCCGGGUGUGCAGCACGUGGGGCGACUUCCACUACAAGACCUUCGACGGCGCCAUCUUCCGCUUCCCGGGCCUGUGCAACUACGUGCUGUCCUCGCACUGUGGCGGCGCCUACGAGGACUUCAACCUGCAGCUACGUCGCGGCUGGGCCAGCUCCAGGCCCACCAUCACCCACGUGGUGCUCCGGAGCCAGGGGCUGGUGCUGGAAGCGUCCAACGGUUCGGUGAUCGUGGACGGGCAGCGGGAGGAGCUCCCAUUCGGCCGCGCCGGCCUCCUGGUGGAGCAGAGCGGCAGCUACAUCAAGAUCAGUGUCCGGCUGGUGUUGACCUUCAUGUGGAACGGCGGGGACAGCGCCCUGCUGGAACUGGACCCCAAGUACAGCAACCAGACGUGCGGCCUGUGUGGAGACUUCAACGGGCUCCCGGCCAAUGAGUUCUAUGCCCACAAUGCCAAGCUGACACCCCUCCAGUUUGGGAACCUGCAGAAGAUGGACGGACCCACAGAGCAGUGCCAGGACCCCCUGCCCUCGUCAGCGGACAACUGCACAGAUGAGGAGCAGUCCUGCCGCCGCACCCUGCUCGGCCCGGCCUUCAGCCCCUGCCACGCGCUGGUGGACCCGGAGCCCUACGUGGCCGCCUGCGCCCAGGACCGCUGCCGCUGCCCGUCCUGCCCCUGCGCCACCUUCGCCGAGUACUCCCGCCAGUGCGCCCACGCGGGGGGCCAGCCGCGGGACUGGAGGAGCCCCGACCUCUGCCCCGCCGCCUGUCCCCUCGGCAUGCGCCACCGCGAGUGCGGCUCGCCCUGCGCCGACACCUGCUCCAACCCCGAGCGAUCGCAGCUCUGCGAGGACCACUGCGUGGACGGCUGCUUCUGCCCCGAAGGCACCGUGUGGGACGACGUCGGCGGGGCGGGCUGCGUGGCCCUGAGCCGCUGCCCCUGCGCCCACGGCGGCCGCGCCUACGCCCCCGGCGCCGCCCUGGACGCCCGCUGCAGCUCCUGCACGUGCGCCGAAGGCCGGUGGCGCUGCCGCGACCUCCCGUGCCCCGCCAGCUGCGCCGUGCGCGGCGGGACCCACGUGGCCACCUUCGACGGAAAGCUCUACGACCUGCACGGCCACUGCGCCUACGUGCUGGCCAAGAGGUGCGAAGGCGGCAGCUUCACCGUCCUGGCCGAGCUGCGCCAGUGUGGCCUGACCGACACCGAGACCUGCCUGAAGGCCGUGACGCUCAGCCUGGACGGUGGGGACACGACCAUCCGGAUCCAGGCCAACGGCGCCGUGUUCAUCAACAGCAUCUACACCAAGCUGCCCGUGUCCGCAGCCAACAUCACCAUCUUCAUGCCCACGUCCUUCUUCAUCCUGCUCAACACGGCCCUCGGGCUGCAGGUCCAGGUGCAGCUGGUGCCGCUCAUGCAGGUGUUCCUGCAGCUGCUCCCUGAGCACCGGGGCCAGAUGUGCGGCCUCUGCGGGAACUUCAACCAGAACCAGGCCGAUGACUUCCGUGCGCUCAGCGGCGUGGUGGAGGGCACGGCCGCCGCCUUCGCCAACACCUGGAAGACCCAGGCCGCCUGCCCCAACGUGAAGAACAGCUUCGAGGACCCCUGCUCCCUCAGCGUGGAGAACGAAAACUACGCCCGACACUGGUGCGCGCUCCUCACACACCCCACCAGCAUCUUUGCAGCCUGCCACGCUGUGGUCAACCCCGCACCCUUCCACUCGAACUGCCUGUUUGACACGUGUAACUGUGAGAGGACUGAGGACUGCAUGUGUGCGGCCCUGUCCUCCUACGUGCAUGCCUGCGCGGCCAAGGGAGUGCUGCUGGACGGCUGGAGGGAUGGCGUCUGCACCAAGUACAUGAGUGGCUGCCCCAAGUCCCAGAGCUACGCCUACGUGGUGGACAGCUGCCCGCCCACCUGCCGUGCCCUGAGCCAGGCCGAUGUGACCUGCGCUGUGGACUUCGUGCCCGUGGAUGGCUGCACCUGCCCCCCGGGCACCUUCCUGGAUGACGCAGGCGCCUGUGUACCUGCCGAGGCCUGCCCCUGCUAUUUUCGGGGUUCCGUGGUGGCGCCUGGCGAGGUGCUGCAUGACAAUGGCAUCGUGUGCUCCUGUUCCAACGGCAAAUUAAGCUGCCUGGGAGCCCAAGAGCAGAGCACAGGCUGCGUGGCGCCCAUGGUGUACCUGGACUGCAGCAACACCUCGGCGGGCACCCCGGGAGCUGAGUGCCUCAGGAGCUGCCACACGCUGGACGUGGACUGUUUCAGCACACACUGCGUGUCCGGCUGCGUGUGUCCGCUGGGCCUGGUGUCUGAUGGGAACGGAGGCUGCGUGGCCGAGGAGGACUGUCCCUGUCUGCACAACGAGGCCACCUACCAGCCUGGCGACACCAUCCGGGUGGACUGCAACACCUGCACCUGCAAGAACCGGCGGUGGGAGUGCAGCCACCUGCCCUGCCUGGGCACCUGCGUGGUCUACGGGGACGGGCACUUCAUCACCUUUGACCGCGAGCGCUAUAGCUUCGAGGGCAGCUGCGAGUACACACUGGCCCAGGACCACUGUGGCAACAGCACAACCAACGGAACCUUCCGCAUCGUCACCGAGAACGUCCCCUGUGGGACCACGGGCGUCACUUGCUCCAAAGCCAUCAAGAUCUUCCUGGAGAGCCACGAGCUGAUUUUACACGACGGGACCCACAAAGUGGUGCAGAGGGGACCAGGCAAGGAUCUGCCCUACAAGAUUCGGCUCAUGGGCAUCUACCUGGUGGUGGAGACGCGCCAGGGACUGGUGCUGUCCUGGGAUCGCCGGACCAGCGUGUUUAUCCGGCUGAGCCAGAAAUACAAGGGUCGGGUCUGCGGACUCUGCGGGAACUUCGACGACAAGGCCUUCAACGACUUCACCACGCGGGGCCAGUCCGUGGUGGGCAACGCCCUGGAGUUUGGCAACAGCUGGAAAUUCUCCCCAUCCUGCCCAGAUGCGCCCUCCCCCAGGGACCCCUGUGUGGCCAACCCUUACCGCAAGUCCUGGGCACAGAAGCAGUGCAGCCUCAUCAACAGCGCCACCUUCGCCGCCUGCCACUCCCAGGUUGACCCCACUAAGUACUACGAGGCCUGCGUGAGCGACGCCUGUGCCUGCGACUCGGGCGGUGACUGCGAGUGUUUUUGCACCGCCGUGGCUGCCUACGCCCAGGCCUGCCACGACGUGGGCGUGUGCGUGUCCUGGAGGACGCCUGAAAUCUGCCCCCUGUUCUGUGACUACUACAAUCCCCACGGAGAGUGUGAGUGGCAUUACGAGCCCUGUGGGGCCCCCUGCCUGAAGACCUGCCGCAACCCCAGCAGUCGCUGCCUGAUGGACCUGCCUGGCUUGGAAGGCUGCUACCCCAAGUGCCCUCCCAGCAAACCAUUCUUCAGCGAGGAGGAGAUGAGCUGCGUGGCCCAGUGUGGCUGCUAUGACCAGCAGGACAACUACUAUGAAAUUGGAACAGACAUUCCCUCGACCGAGAACUGCCAGCGCUGCAACUGCACUCCUGGAGGAGUCCAGUGCACCUACAGUCUCGAGGCCUGCACCUGCACCUACGAGGGGAGAAUUUACGGGUAUGAAGAUGUCAUCUACAACACGACUGAUGGGCUGGGCGCCUGCCUGGUGGCGGUGUGCGGGAAAAACGGCACCAUCAUCCGCAAGGUCGUGGAAUGUCCCGGAACACCAGCCACGACGCCCUUCGCCUUCACCACCACCACAGCGUCCCCAACCACGACAGGCUGGGUAUCCACCGCCUCCACUGUGUGUGUGCGCCAGUUCUGCCAGUGGUCUGACUGGUACGACAGCAGCCGCCCGCAGCCAGGCAUGGAAGGGGGAGACUUCGAGACCUUCGUGAACCUCAGGCAGCGAGGCUAUGCAGUGUGCGAAGCACCGGCUGGCGUGGAGUGCCGGGCGCAGCAAAUACCCCAUGUGCCGCUAGAGCAGCUGGGGCAGAGUGUGGACUGCAGCCCGACACGGGGGUUGACAUGCCGUAACAGUGAACAGAGCCCCCCGCUGUGCCACAACUAUGAGAUCAGGGUGCUCUGCUGUGACUAUGUGCCCUGCGAAAGCUCUACCACACCCAGCACGCCGGGACCCACACUCGGCAGCAGCACCACCGAGGUGACUGCCUCUGAGUCCCAGCCUACCCGGGCCUGGGACUCCUCAUCACCGACCCCAUCCGCCGUGCCUGCCACCAGCGGGACCCCAGAGGCCACCUCCUGCCAGCCCCAGUGCCAGUGGACACCGUGGUUCGAUACAGAUUACCCCCAGUCGGAGGAGGCCGGCGGGGACACGGAGACAUACGACAGAAUCCGGGCAGCGGGAGGGGAUGUAUGUGCACAGCCGCAGGAUAUCGAGUGCCAAGCAGAGAACUUCCCUCACUGGACGGCUGAGGAGCUGGGCCAGCGUGUCCACUGCAACGUCAGCUUUGGCCUGGUGUGCAGGAACGAGGAGCAGCCGGGUCCGUUUAAGAUGUGCUACAACUACCUGGUCCGGAUGCUGUGUUGUGACACUCGUUGUGGGGUCACAACCACCACAGCCAGUGGGGUGACCACCACCAUGGUCAGCAGGGAAAUGUCCACCACCAAGGCUGGUGGUGUGACCACCACCAUGGCCAGCAAGGGAACGUCCACCAUGGCCAGUGGGGAGACCACCACCAUGGUCAGUGAGGCCACAUUUACCACCACAAUUAGCACCGCAACCAACACUACCACUGUCCCCUCUGCCACAGCCACCACAAAGCCACCAGCCACAGAGUCCAGAACCACCCCCUGGACACCUGCGGGCCAAGCCACGUCACUGUCCCCCAGCCCCCCAGAAAGGAUGGUGACAACUACCAUGGGGAAUCCCACCUCUGCGCCCAGCUCCAAGACACCCAGCUACUUGGAAACCACGUGCUCAGUUGAGACAGACCAGCACGGCUCCAAAGGGCUCAUCAACUGCACCCCCCUUGGAGACCAGCACGAUGCCAAGAGGGUCACCAACUGUGCCAACCCUGAAGACCAGCACAACGCCAAGAGGAUCAACAACUGCACCCCCCUUGGAGACCAGCACAGUGCCAAGGGGCUCAACAACCUCCUUCCACAUGGAGACCAGCACAAUGCCAAGAGGAUCAACAACUGCACCCCCCCUGGAGACCAGCACAGUGCCAAGGGGCUCACCAACCUCCUUCCACAUGGAGACCAGCACAAUGCCAAGAGGAUCAACAACUGCACCCCCCUUGGAGACCAGCACAGUGCCAAGGGGCUCACCAACCUCCUUCCACAUGGAGACCAGCACAAUGCCAAGAGGAUCAACAACUGCAUCCCCCUUGGAGACCAGCACAGUGCCAAGGGGCUCACCAACCUCCUUCCACAUGGAGACCAGCACAGUGCCAAGAGGACCAGCACAGGGAGGACACAGACGGUGCCAACCACCACCGAGGCCAUCACCAGCAGAGGGACUACAGGCUGCCAGCCCAAGUGUGAGUGGACAGAGUGGCUGGACGUGGACUUCCCCACCUCAGGCGUCCAGGGUGGGGACAUGGAGACAUUUGAGAACAUCCGAGCGGCAGGGGGGCGGCUCUGCCCGAACCCGCAGAAGAUAGAGUGCCGGGCAGAGAACUACCCCGAGGUGAGCAUCGACCAGAUCGGCCAGGUGCUCGUGUGCAGCCUGGAAGUGGGGCUGGUGUGCAGGAACAAGGACCAGAAUGGCACCUUCCACAUGUGCUUCAACUACAACAUCCGCGUACUCUGCUGUGACGACUAUCGCCACUGCCCCAGCACGGCAGCCACGCAUGCCAGCACCAGCCUGAAGCCCAGCACAGCUGUGCCGGUCUCUUCCACACCAGCCACGUCCAUGCCAGCCAUAUCCACAGCAGCCACAUCCACAACAGCUCCAUCCACUCCAGCCCCCUCUACACCAGCUUCAUCCACAACAGCCCAAUCCACGCCAGCCCCAUCCACACCGGCUUUAUCCACACCAGCCACCUUUGUCCACAACAGCCACGUCCACAGCAGCCGUGUCCACUUCAACCAUGUCCACAACAGCCACAUCCACACCAGCAACAUCCACACUGGCUUCAUCCACAACAGCCACGUCCACAGCAGCUGUGUCCACUUCAACCAUGUCCACAACAGCCACACCCACACCAGCAACAUCCACACUGGCUUCAUCCACAACAGCCACGUCCACAGCAGCCCCAUCCACACUAGCUCCAUCCACACAGGCUUUCUCUACACCAGCCACAUCCACAUCAGCUCCAUCCACGCCAGUCCCAUCCACGCCAGCUUCAUCCACAACAGCCACAUCCACAACAGCCACAUCCACACCAGUCCCAUCCACGCCAGCUUCAUCCACAACAGCUACGUCCACAACAGCCACAUCCACGCCAGUCCCAUCCACACCAUCCACAUCCAUGAUGUCUUUGUCCACGCUAGUCUCCCAGACGACCACCAGCCGGAACGCAUCACCCAAGUCUUCCAAGACAACCCCUGCACCUCCAUGGGGACCACACUGCCAUCCUCGCCUGGCUCCAGCACGCCCACCCUGGCCACCUCCACCAGCUCUGGCUGCAAACCACGGUGCACGUGGACCGCUUGGUUUGAUGAGGACUAUCCUACGCCCGGCCCUGACGGGGGCGACUUCGAGACUCUGGGGGUCCUCCGAGCAGCCGGCCACAACUUCUGCGAGCGCCCGCAGGACAUCCAGUGCCGCUCGGAGCUGCGGCCACAGGCGGCGCUGGAGGAGCUGGACCAGGUGGUGCAGUGCGACGUGCGCGUGGGGCUGGUGUGCCGCAACCACCUGCAGCCUCCGCCUCUGCGCUACUGUCACAACUACCACGUGCGCCUGCUCUGCUGCGACCUGAGCCACUGCGUCAGCUCGGCCGCCACCACCACGGUCGCGGGUGCCACUUCAUCUGUCACUGCUAGUACAUUUGCAGUGUCUACACCCAUCCCCACCUCCUCCACUACUGCCAGCACCUCCAUGGGACCCAGCACCAAAGCCAGCUCCUCCACCGUCACCAGCACACCUGUAGCUCCCACCACCACGGCCACCAUCCCCACCCAACCUCCAUCCCCAGCAGGGUCCCCUGGAACCACACCCCAGCCCCGAAGUGCUGCACCGAGCACGACUUCAACCAGUGCCAGCACGGAACUGACCACUGGUUCCCUCCCACCAUCCCACACUCACGUGGGCACAACUUCAGGCCCCUCCCCAGCCUCGGGCACCCCGGGCCUCACGCGCACGACGCCACUCCUGACCCCUGGCAGUGGCACCACAGCCUGCCAGCCCCGCUGCUCCUGGUCCAACUGGCUGGACGAGAGCAGCCCGGUGCCUGGCGCUGCCGGCGGUGAAUUCGAGACCUACGCCAGUAUCCGAGCUGCCGGCCGGGACUUAUGCGAGAAGCCUGUGGCCCUGGAGUGCCGCGCGGUGGCCCUGCCUGAUGUUCCUCUUGAGGAGCUGGGCCAGGCGGUGCAGUGCCGGCUGCAAGAUGGCCUCAUAUGCCACAACCGUGACCAGCAAGGCCGCUUCAAGAUGUGCCUCAACUAUGAGAUCCGAGUGCUCUGCUGCGACACCAUCCACUGUCCCAGCACUGCUGCCACCGCCACCGCCACGGUCACACUCACCCCAGGUAUUCGCACUGGGUCCCCGCCGGUCUCUACCACCCCUGCACUGCCGCCCACGACCCCCAGCACCAGCCCCAGCCGGACCACCCCUGGUUGCCAGCCCCGCUGCUCGUGGUCCGACUGGCUGGACUCGGACCAGCCCCUGCCUGGCCGCUACGGUGGUGACAUCGAGACCUACUACCACCUGGAGAGCGUGUACGGCCAGCUGUGCGCCCAGCCCACGGCCAUCGAGUGCGAGGCUGUCCUCUUCCCAGGGGUGCCGCUGUGGCAGCUGGGCCAGGAGGUGCAGUGCGACGUGCACUACGGGCUCAUCUGCAGGAACAGCUGGCAGGCCUGGGGCCGCAACUGUCUCAACUACCAUGUGCGUGUGCAGUGUUGCGACUACAGUCACUGUGCCAGCUCCCCGGCACCCCCCACUGGCCGGACCACUUCGGAGGGGCCAGGGUCAAGCGCGCCGGGCACCACCCAGCAGCCAGUCUCCUCCCCUGGGGCCACACCAACUGCCUCGUUGUCCACCACGCAGACAGGACCCUCCUCUCCGAGUGUCACACCAACCACCACCGAAUCCACCACCCAGACGGUACCUUCCUCUCGUGGGGCCACGCAAAGUGCUACGUCAACCACGCAGACAGGACCCUCCUCUCCGGGUGUCACACCCACAGUUACCGAAUCCACCUCAGAGGCAGGACCUUCCUCUCCACGAGCCACGCCAGCUGCCACCAAAUCCACCACCCAGACAGGACCCUCCUCUCCGAGUGUCACACCCACUGCCAGCAAGUCAACCACAGAGACAGGACCUUCUUCACCUGGGGCCACACCAGGUGCCACCGAAUCUACCACCCAGACGGUACCUUCCUCUCGUGGGGCCACGCAAAGUACUAUGAAGCCGACAACACAGACAAGAUUCUCCUCUCCGAGUGUCACAUCAAGUGUCACUGAAUCCACCACAGAGGCAGGACCUUCCUCGCCACGAGCCACGCCAGCUGCCACCAAGUCCACCAUGCAGACCCGACCCUCCUCCCCCAGGACCACAGAAAGAGUCUCUGUCCCGAGUCUCUCUCCCACCAGCCCCAGCAUGUCCACCAGUGCCACCUCCCACCAGCCCUCAACCACCCCGCUCCGCAGCACCCCAGUCUCUCUGGUCACGGGCACCUCUGCAGGGACCAUGCUGCCCUCAUCGCCUGCCUCCAACACGUCCACCCUGGCCACCUCCACCAGCCCUGGCUGCACACCCCGGUGCACAUGGACUGACUGGUUCGACGAGGACUACCCCACGCCCGGCCCUGACGGGGGCGACUUCGAGACUCUGGGGGUCCUCCGAGCAGCCGGCCACGACUUCUGCGAGCGCCCGCAGGACAUCCAGUGCCGCUCGGAGCUGCGGCCACAGGCGGCGCUGGAGGAGCUGGACCAGGUGGUGCAGUGCGACGUGCGCGUGGGGCUGGUGUGCCGCAACUACCUGCAGCCUCCGCCUCUGCACUACUGUCACAACUACCACGUGCGCCUGCUCUGCUGCGACCCGAGCCACUGCGCCAGCUCAGCUGCCGCCACCACCACGGUCGCGGGUGCCACUUCCACAGUCACUGCCAGCACAUUUGCAGUGUCCACCACUAUGGUCUCCUCCUCUAGUGCCGGCAUCUCCGUGGUGCCCACUACCAGGGCCACCUCCACGAGCCGACCUGGCGUCAGCCUUUCUCCUGUGAACCCCACGAUCCUCAGCAGCCCACAGCCUCCCACCAGUGCCAGCACCCCGUUUCCCACCUCACACUGCUUCUGCCAGGCCUUUGGACAGCUCUUCCGCCCCGGGGAAGUGGUGUACAACCAGACGGACCGGGCCGGCUGCCGCUUCUACGCCAUCUGCAACCAGGACUGCUCCAUCGACCGCUUCCAAGACCCCUGCCCCAGCCCCUCGCCCCCGACACCCCCUAGCUCUGAGUCCCCACCCUCCCCGCCUCCGGGCUGCGACCUUGUCGACCCUCCAAGACAGGUAAACGAGACCUGGACGCUGGAGGAUUGCACGGUGGCCCGCUGUGAGGGCCACAACCACAUUGUCCUGCUGGAGCCCACACCCGUGCCCCCUGUGUCAUGCGUGAGUGGCCGCCUGCCCAUCAAAGUGAGCCGUGAGGACGAGCCAUGCGACUACCACUAUGAGUGCGAGUGCUCCUGCAGCGGCUGGGGGGACUCUCACUUCACCACCUUCGACGGCACCAGCUACUCCUUCUCCGACAACUGUACCUACGUCCUGGUGCGGGAGAUCCGGUCUCGCCACGGCAAUUUUAGCGUCCUGCUGGACAAUGCCUUCUGUGCCGCCUCACCCGCCGCUGCCCGCUGCCCACGCGCCCUCCGUGUGCUGUAUCAGUCCACGGAGGUCGUCCUCACCACCACGGCUGGCCCCGGAGGCCAGCAGGAGAGCCUGAUUCUGUUCGACCAGACACGGGUGACUGAGAGCUUCAGCAAACAUGGUGUGACAGUGUCGGCCGGGUCCAACAUGGUCAUGAGCCUUGAGAUCCCUGACAUCGGCGUCAGCAUCACCUUUGACGGGAAGGUUUUCCAGAUCCAACUGCCUGCUGGCCGCUUUGGCCACAACACAGAGGGCCAGUGCGGUACUUGCACCAACAAUCAGGCAGACGAGUGUCGCCGCCCAGAUGGCACAGUGGCUGCAAGCUGCCAGGACAUGGCCGGCUCCUGGCUGGUGCCUGAGAGCAGCAAGGAGGGGUGCGGGGCCGUGCCCAGCCCGCCACCCCCUACCAGCACUUCGUCCCCGGCGCCCAGUACGCCCUCGUCCACUCUGUGCCCCCCAGAACCGCUGUGUGAGCUGCUGCUGAACAAGGUGUUCGCCGAGUGCUGGGAACUCAUCCCGCCGGAGCCCUUCCUCAGUACCUGCCUCAGCGACAGCUGCCACAGCCCAGCCGCGCCCUGCCAGAGCCUGGAGGCCUAUGCUGCUCUGUGUCGGGCCCGGGGCGUGUGCGGGGACUGGAGGAACCAGACCAACGGGCUGUGCAACCUGCCCUGCCCACCCGGCAAAGUGUACGACGCCUGCGGCCCCGUCCAACAGCCCACCUGCGACUCCAGGACCCAGAGCCCCGUGGGCACUGCCCUGGCGGAGGGUUGUUUCUGCCCUGAAGGCCAGAUGCUGUUCAACGCGCACACGGACGUCUGCGUGCCGCAGUGCCCCUGCGUGGGACCGGACGGGUACCCCAAAUUCCCCGGCGAGCGCUGGGUGAGCAACUGCCAGGAGUGCGAGUGCGCGGGCAGCCCCGCGUCGGUGCGCUGCUCGGCCUUGACCUGCCCCGAGCCGGACCUGCCGGCCGAGUGCGCCCUGGACGGCUUCGUGGCCGUGACGCGGCCGCGGGCCGACAACCCGUGCUGCCCCGAGACGCUGUGCGUGUGCAACAGCAGCGCCUGCCCGCGCGACCCGCCCGAGUGCGCGCCCCAGGAGGAGCUGGUGCGCGCGCAGGACGCCGGCAGCUGCUGCCCCCGCUUCCACUGCCGGCCCAAGCUGUGCGAAUACAACGGCACGGUGUACGGGGUCGGCGCCACCUUCCCCGCGGCCACGCCCUGCCACACGUGCGCCUGCCUGUCCGCGGGUCCCGGGGAGCCCAGCGUGCGCUGCGAGAGGGACGCCUGCGCGACCGCCUGCCCCCAGGGCUUCCAGUACACGGAGGUCGCUGGGCAGUGCUGCGGGCAGUGCCUGCCGUCGGACUGCCGCACGCCCGACGGGAACCUGCUGCAGCCCGAGGAAUCCCGGCCCAACAGCCUGGACAACUGCACCGAGUACCACUGUGAGGCCGACAAUGGGCUCCUGCUUCUGCAGCUCAGGCCCACCGCCUGCCCAGAUGUGUCCAGCUGCAGGGGCAUCCUGAGGAAAUCUGGGUGCUGCUACACCUGCGAGGAAGACGAAAGAGGCUCCUGCCACGUCCACACCAAUACCACAGUCCUGCGGCUCGGGGACUGCUUCACCAAGGAGGCCGUCGACGUCCCCUUCUGCCAAGGCCUCUGCCCAGGCCUGUCCAGGUACUCGCCGGGCGCCCUGGCUAUGCAGAGCCACUGCACCUGCUGCCGUGAGACGCGGACGCACCAGCGAACCGUGACCCUGCACUGUCCCGACGGCUCCCGCAUGCAGCACACCUACACCUACGUGGAUGCGUGCAGCUGCGAGCAGGCAUGCGUGCCGGAGGCUGCCGCCCACUCCUACGAAAUCUCUAAUCUGACUCGCUAA